UCCACUGGAGACACUCAAAUUGCAAAAUGCAUGCUUGAUAAAAAUAUAAACUUACUUGGCAUUCCAGACUUGAGAUUUCAUCUUCCUGUUGCAUUGGCUAUUGAUGCUGGCCAGAAAGAAAUGGGAAGUUUUCUCUACAAGGAAACCCCAUUGGAAGUCCUCAAACCCGAAAAUGGCUAUCUAGGUUCUUGACUUCUUCGUGCAUGUUUCGAAGCUGGUGAACUUGAUAUUGCUCUGCAUCUACUUGAACAAUGUGAAGACAUCAUUUUUGCUGCAGACCACACCAAUUGGACACCAGUUGCGAGUAUAGCAAUCAUGCCUUCUGCAGUUGAGAGCGUAGUAAGUCAACUUCGAUUCUGCAAAAAAUGGAUUUAUCACUCUACACCCAUGCCAUCAACCACAACAACCCAUAAUGUUUAUGUGGACAUUCAACAAGAAGGCUACGUUAAAAGCAUUCAAGGGCAUGGUCUACCGCACUGUUUCAUCUCAAGCGUCUAUAGUUUGUUAGGAGUGAAGGAAAUAUAUGAGCUGAAUUUAUUACAUGCACGAGCAUCUCAAAUUCUUAAACUACUUUGUCGGAGGGCAACUCUUUUGGAUAAGCAGCAACAUGACAUGGUCAUAAAUACACUGGACCUUGCGGCCAAAGAAGGGCUUGUUGAUUUUUUGUCUGAAGUAUCAAAAACAAACCCACAAUUAAUUCAGUUCACUUCAAGCUCAGGAAAUCGGAACACUUUCUUCAGUGCUAUUCAACAUCGACAAGCUGAGGUUUUUAGCCUAAUCCACGAGUAUCGCUUCAAGAAUUUGAUAGCAUCAGUGGUAGAUACCUCUGGAAAUUGCAUGCUGCAUGUUGCAGCCAAGCUAGUUCCUUCUAAUCAACUUAAUCGCGUCUCUGGUGUGGCUCUACAGAUGCAAAGAGAAAUGCAAUGGUUCAAGGAAGUUGAAAGGGUGGUACCUCCUGGACUGAGGGUAUCUCAAAAUAGUAAGGGUAAACGACCAGAAGACAUAUUCAAGGAAACUCACACAAAUUUAAGGGAUGCAGGAGAAAAAUGGAUGAAAGAUACAGCAACUUCUUGUUCUGUUGUUGGUGCUUUGAUUGUUACCAUCAUGUUUGCGGCUGCUUUUACCGUUCCUGGAGGGAAUGAUCAAAACACUGGCUACCCAAUGUUUUUGAAAGACAAGUUAUAUAUACUCCUUGUCAUCUCAGAUGCGCUGUCAUUGUUUUCUUCAACAACUUCUGUGCUGACAUUUUUAGGGGUUUUUACCUCACGCUAUGCUGAAGGAGACUUUCUCAUAUCCUUACCACAGAAGCUGAUCAUAGGCCUUUCUACACUCUUUUUGUCCAUUUUAACCAUGAUGGCAGCGUUUUGUUUAUGCAUUAUUCUCAUGCUGAAGCAUACAUAUUCAUGGUCUUAUCUUCCUGUUAUUAUCAUUGCUAGUGUCCCAAUAACCCUGUUUGUGUUGUUACAAUUCCCUCUUCUUCUUGAUGUGAUUUCUUCUACUUAUGGCCCAGGCAUCUUCAAGAGAAAUGUAAAAUAAAACCUUGGCCAUGAGAGUUUGUAUGUGCAUGUCGUUAUUAUAGCACUCCCUAUGUACUUAAUUUC
Neltuma alba is the source of this 1601-nucleotide messenger RNA. Its product is annotated as ankyrin repeat-containing protein NPR4-like. Bases 316 to 1536 code for a protein of 406 amino acids. The transcript is spliced from 6 exons. NCBI's taxonomy places the organism in Eukaryota, Viridiplantae, Streptophyta, Magnoliopsida, Fabales, Fabaceae. The record is from RefSeq and is a predicted model, not a curated record. Gene Ontology annotation, cellular component: membrane.